CCGGCGUUUCCGCCCUCGGCCGGCCCCACCUCUGCCCGCCCGCCCUCGCCUCCCCGCCGCGCGGAGCAGCCGCCCGGGACCCGGAGUGGCGGAGCCCCCGCCCCGCAGCAGCGGCCGCCGCCUGGACGCCGGGGAGCCGCAGCUAAAAUUCAGGAUUCCACAUCUAAAGAAGACAGAACCCUGUACCUGCCUGCCUACCCAAGUCUCUUGCUGGUGCUGUUAGUGGCCCUGGGUCUGAGACUCCAACCUUCAGUGCUCGACUACCAGUCUCUAGGACUUCUACCUUCUCUAGACCCAUCCAGUUGAGUGAGCCCCGGGUGUUGUUGCACCUGAGAGUGAGGACUGGGAGGUUAGCAACAAAGCAAGAGCCCUCUGGGGCCUUUGGCAGAGGCCCAAAACUGGAACCAUCAGGGAAUAUGAGUGAAUUUUGGCACAAACUGGGCUGCUGUGUGGUGGAGAAGCCCCAGCCGAAGAAGAAGAGGAGACGGAUUGACCGCACCAUGAUUGGGGAACCAAUGAAUUUUGUCCACCUGACUCACAUCGGUUCUGGGGAGAUGGGGGCUGGAGAUGGACUUGCCAUGACAGGUGCAGUUCAGGAGCAGAUGAGAUCCAAGGGGAACCGAGACAGACCAUGGAGCAAUUCUAGGGCCUUGUAGUUCCCAUGGGACAGGUUCUGCAGUCCUGGAGUUCCUAUUCCGUGCCCAACCCAGAAGAAAUGCCACCAUCACCAGAUCCCUUCAACCAGUGACCCAAGGACCCCUCUCUCCGACAAGUGCCUCAAAAGACGUGGGGGGCUGGACUCCCUCUACUCCCUCUGGCCUCUACCCCUCCUGGAGAUGGGGUCAAGGCAGCAGGACUGACCAUGUGACUACUGUAGGCCAGCUGAAGCCCUAGACACCCUCAAUCUGAGCUGGGGGUUCUCUGGGAACCUGGAAUGUGUUCCCUGCUCCUGAAUGAAGGUUGGGUGCCACCUGUUUCAAACUUUGCCUUUGUUCUUUAAUUGAGGCAGGUAGGUGCGGGGAAACAGAGCUGAACCUGGCUUUGCUAUGGCUCUCCCUGCUUCCCUGCCCUUUCUUUCCUUCUGGAAUGAGGCUGAGGGGCUGGGCGACCGAUGCCCACACCACUCCGAAUUUCAGACCUUACGCUCACAGCCCUGCCAUGUCUCUGCGGGCACCAGGGUCUUGCUCCAGUUAGACCUCUAAUCCCAUGCUUCUAUGGUAUUAAUAGCUUCCUAGAAAUAUUCUUUUUUAAUUAAUUAAAUUUUUAAUUUGAGUUUUUUAAUUACCCCCAUCCUUCUGCUAUCUGUCUUUGCCCCGUCCCUGAAAGGAAUCUUAUUGUUUUUUAAUUUGGAUCUUAAUUUGACCACAUUCCAUGUAAGACUUGGGGGUCCUGGCCCACCUUCUUGUCAGCCUCCCUGCUGGCCCAGGUGAGAGGCAGAGGAGGGUUCUGGAUUAAAAGAUAGGAUGUAGCAAAAUUAGCUGUAUCUCAGGGUGGACUUCCUGCCAUGAUGGUGAGGUAAACAGGUUGAAAGCACAGGUCCUAAGAUCCUUUAUGGAAGUGUAAGCGUUCAACUCAAACAUUUGAAAACAGUUUGGACAGUUUGGGCUGCAGAAUUCUUUGUAAUGUAGAGCUGUUCUGUAUAAACUACAAUAUCUCUGCACCCUCCCAACUCAGAAUGUGGCAACCAAAAUGUCUCCAGAAAUUGCCAAAUGUCUCCUAGGGAUGAAAUUACCCACAGUUGAGAGCCACAGUUUGAGAGUCAAGGUAUGUUUUUUUCCUUCAGUGAUUUCCACAUAUCCCCUCCCCAACCCAGUCUGGUGAUUCAUCCUGAGCCAAGGGUGAGCAAGCACCCUCAUAGGGCAGGCUCAGCAGAGCUGCACAUCUUUAUUUCAGAUGUGUUGCUUGUACUUGCAUGGGCUCAAGUCUCUGUGAUAGCCGUGGACGAUACUUUUCUGUUCCUGAUCUCUGCAAGAGAUCCUCCCUCAGUGCAGAGACAGAAACUGCACCAGAGAAAGGGGAUCAGAAGCUGCAGAGACUAGUUAUAUUGUCCAUGCACUAUGAGCUCCUUUCUGCUCUAGUCUUGGAACCCAGCGUUAAGACUCAGGGACUUCGGUUGGAAGAUCAGGUGUCAGCACUGGCCAAAGAGUCUGCUUUAGACGGAAAAGCAUAGUAGGAGCAGAGUCUUUAGGCCCUUUGUUUUCUCAGGUGUUUUUGUUCUGGCCCUUUCUUUGCAGGCUGAUUAGAAAGACAGAACAAGACAGACGAGCUCCUGCCUGUUCCUAGAAGAGAGGGCUGGGGUCUCAUUAGCUCUGUAAUAGGAAGCUUGUUUUGUGGUAAUGGGUCAGGGCUGUGGAAACUGACCCACUCCUGCUGACUCUGUCUGUCCUGUUACCCUCACCUACUGACUGAGGUUUCAUUUGUCCAAAGCUCAGUGUGCUCCCUGUAGUUUUUCAGGCUCUAAGAUUGGUCACAGAUGUCCGUUCCGAGUUUGCUUGCAGUUCCAGUCAGGCCUGCCUCCCUGAAGGAACUUUACCUUGUUGCCUUAGAGCAGCUCAUAGCUGGGGGUUCUGUGAACAGUUGCAGGCAUGAUGGACCUGUGCCCCCAGGGAGCAUGCUCCCAGGAAGGCCAUAAACGUCAAGUCACAAUGGCAAAAGGUUGGACACUGUGUGGGGUUAACAGGAGAGGUGUGGGUGACUCCUGAGCUCCAGUCUCAACUAGAAAAUUUCUCUGGGCACAGUUCUCUGAUGUUCUGCUACCUUCUCUAGUGUGUGUGCCACCACCACAUAACAAGGUGAUUGGAAUGGGUUUGAGAGUCGUAAUUUAUAUUAAAAGGAUGAUGGACUUUUAAGAUACGUUUUUUUUUUUUCCAAUAAAAGAAUUAAGCAAAA
This is a messenger RNA of Meriones unguiculatus (Mongolian gerbil), 2889 nucleotides long. RefSeq names its product CDC42 small effector 1 (gene Cdc42se1). The record is from RefSeq and is a predicted model, not a curated record. Gene Ontology annotation, molecular function: small GTPase binding. Lineage: Eukaryota; Metazoa; Chordata; Mammalia; Rodentia; Muridae. The transcript has 5 exons. Bases 417 to 656 code for a protein of 79 amino acids. Gene Ontology annotation, cellular component: plasma membrane. Gene Ontology annotation, biological process: regulation of Rho protein signal transduction.